Messenger RNA from Anoplophora glabripennis (Asian longhorned beetle), 975 nucleotides. Its product is annotated as glutathione S-transferase 1. Gene Ontology annotation, biological process: glutathione metabolic process. Bases 59 to 709 code for a protein of 216 amino acids. Lineage: Eukaryota; Metazoa; Arthropoda; Insecta; Coleoptera; Cerambycidae. The transcript is spliced from 2 exons. Gene Ontology annotation, molecular function: glutathione transferase activity. The record is from RefSeq and is a predicted model, not a curated record.
AGUGUCUCCAGUCAACAAGUACAGUGUUACGUGUCAGUUGCACAGUGUCGACUAAGAAAUGGUGAUUAAACUGUACGGUGUCAAAGGGAGCCCGCCCGUAAGGGCUACGCUCCUUACCUUGGAAGCUUUGGGGAUCGAGGUGGAUUUCAAAGUAACGAACAUACUGAAAGGAGAACAGUACACGCAGGAUUUUCUCGAAAUGAACCCGCUUCAUACGGUGCCCACCAUACAAGACGGGGAUUUUGUUAUUUGGGACAGCCAUGCCAUCAAUUCGUACUUGGUUGAAAAAUACGGUAAAGACGACUCGUUGUACCCCAAGGAUCUGGAGGCGAGGGCGGUGGUGAACCAGCGAAUGUACUUCGAUAAUGGAAUUUUGUUUCCCCGAUGGGGAGCUGCCGUUUUGUUGAUAUUAAAACAGGGAGCAAAGACUGUGCGGAAGGAUUUGGCGGAUUCACUGGUUGAUGCUUACAACUCUCUCGAAACCCUGCUGGAAAGAAGCACCUACGUCGCCGGAGAACAGGUCACCAUCGCCGACUUCAGCAUUGUAACAACUCUGACAUCAGCCAACGUGUUGGUCCCCGUCGCCUCCAACAGAUUUCCCAAGAUCAGCGAAUGGCUGGUCAAGAUGCAAGCUUUGCCCUACUAUGCGUCUGCGAAUCAAGUUGGCCUAGAUCAGUUCGCUGCUGUGGUUAAAAGCAAACUGGCCUAAGCGAAGUGUCGGUGUUUGUAAUUUCAUUCACGUCAAUUUUAACAGAAACCAUAGCCUUGAUUUUAACAUAAUGUCCAGUGUACUGGGAAGAUAGUUUGUAGGGAUCAACAAUAUUUCAAAAUUUGAUUUUUAAAAUUUUGCAGGCUCCUGGUUUCGAGGCAAUAGUGUUCACAUCUUCAGGUAAAGGGACAUAAAUUGCUAGUCGCGUGUAAUUUUUAUAAUGUUUAAUAUGAAAAUUAAAUAAAUGUUAAUAAAACGGAAAAACA